Molecule: messenger RNA, 5342 nt
Organism: Cercospora beticola
Lineage: Eukaryota; Fungi; Ascomycota; Dothideomycetes; Mycosphaerellales; Mycosphaerellaceae
Gene: RAX2
Product: Rax2p
Cellular component (GO): plasma membrane of growing cell tip
Molecular function (GO): protein binding
Source: RefSeq, a predicted model, not a curated record
CGUUUGCGCAGUCGUGCACGCGGCACAUCCGAGAUUGCAUGACCGACUACGUUAGCGUUCUGCUGCUCCUGAGCCAACGCUGCACAUUCCUCAGCGACACACGACUCUGCGACGUCCUUCUGUGUCCGACCGGCGACCGCGACCGAGCAGGAGGCAGGAAGCACGCCGACAACCUCACCUCCCAACAACUCACCACAGUCUCUCGUUCUGUCCGAAACGCCAACUACCGUCACUCACUCGACCCAUCGCCAUUCUUCCUUCCCGAUCCAGCGCGCAGCAGCUCCCAGGGACGCCACUGCCGGAACACUGCAUCUGCAAGCACCGCGUCACUUGCUCUGCGAGAGUCGACCGGGAACCUUUCUUCUUCUGCUUCACCCAUAAUACCAAUGCCCCGUUAACACUCGCCAUUUCUUCGCUCCGGACCACCGUUUACUUUCGCGCGACCCGGACAUUCCUAUCGCUGGCACCGAUUUCCCACCGCAUCCUACCAACCACGCCCGAUUUCACGAUCCCGACCGCCCGACCGACCGACAACACACCACCUCCUCUGCCCGCUCUGGCGCGAUAACGCUUGCACACGUCGCAUGCGAUGCGAAACCUCCUCCAGCAAUUGCUCGCCCUCGGGCCUGAGCUUGCUGCCUACAUUCUGACCACCUCCGUACCCGUCGCGCGCGCCGCCUUCGUGCAAUCCGCCGCCUCCUCACCGAAUCUCGAUCUGUCACAGCUGGGCCGUGUCGCAGUAGGGGGAGACUUUGACAGCAUCUCGCUCUACACAUAUCAGGGACAAAAUGAAAAUACAUCAACAAACGGCAGCCAGUCGCUGCUCACGCGGUAUCCCGAUGGCGCAUUCCAGUCGCUGGCCCUCGCCGAUGCGGACACCUCAAUACGAGCCAUGUGCUCGUUUGUCGUCGAUGGAAAGCUCCAAGGCGUGGUCGUAGGAGGCAAUUUCACCAGUUUAGGAGGAGUAAGAGCGGAAUCCAUUGCGCUGUGGAAUCCCGACAGUAAUGAAGUCACGGCCUUGCCCGGUCUGUCUGGUGGACCCGUGAAUGCGCUGUACUGCGACGACGAAACCGGGACCGUGUACGUCGGAGGCCAAUUCAGGGCAGGCAACUCUUCAAAUGCCAUGGCCUGGACUACAGGAUGGGUGAAUUUGCCUUUUGCCGGGUUUAACGGACCCGUCAACACAAUCACCAAAGACAGUGGAAACAACAUUGUUUUUGGCGGCCAGUUCGCUGUUCUUGGCAACACCACCACGAGCACUGAAAGCAUCCCACAGGCUGUCAGCAUCGGCUCAGGAAACAUCACGGCCGCAGGAUCUACGAGCCGAGCGGGCUUCAGCGAUCCGAACAAUAUCAUCUGCAAAACCGGCGAAGAACAAGGCUCGGGAAACACCUGGCUCCUCAACGACAACACUGGAGGCUACUGGGAGUCCGCGCUGGGAUUCGGCGUCAGUCCCACCGCCUUGCGAAUUUACAACACCGAUUACGAGGGGCGCGGCACCAAGAGCUUCUACUUCGAGGAAAUGAACACCGCCGGCAUUCUCGAACUGGAGUACGUCGAUCCCACGACCGGUCAAAAUGCCACCUGUAUCCGAUUCUGUCCUCUGCCAGAAGGAAACACCACCGUCCAGGAAUUCCGCUUUGUGCGCCGUGUUGCUAUGACCACAUUCCGUAUCUGGAUCACCGACUUCUACGGAGCGGGUGCUGGCCUCAACGGUGUGGAACUGGUCUCGGACGAAGUAUACAGCUUCGCGGUGAACGACUACAACGCGCCUUCGUGUGUGGAUACCGCAGCCGCCUCAGUAUCGACCGCCACCCCUGCGGAAUCUUGGGGCAUCGUUCGAAAUCCUGGCUUGAUCUCAUCUGACUUCCUUUCCACUGUGAUCAACUCCGAGGCGAACGUGGGCGACAACACCAAUGUCGUGUUCCAACCAAAUCUGCAGCAAUCCGGAAACUACUCCGUCACACUGUACACACCUGGCUGUAUCCUUGACGAAUCAUGCAGCUCCAGGGGUCGCGUCGAGAUCACGGCCUCGAUGACCGCCGACUCUGAUCCCGCCACGACCAGCAGCUUCCAGACCAACAACUACGACAAGUUCGAGCAAAUCUACUACGGCUACAUCGACACCGAUGGCUUCCAGCCUACAGUGACUCUUGCACCAGCUGCCGGGCAGCGCGUGCCCCUCACCGUCGUCGCAUCGCGCGUUCGAUUCGAGCUCAUCUCUGCUGCUGGUGGAAACUCCUCUACUAGUACAUCCUCCUCUACUACGGGAGGACUGAAUGGUCUUUUUGAGUACAACCCCAAUGAAGCGACCACGAGCACGAACUUCUCGACUUCUGUCGUCAACCGAGCUGGAACCUCUCUUGACGGGCGCGCAAGCUUUGCCAGCGUCAUCCGCUACAACGACAACCUCUACGCUGCCGGCAACUUCUCCGGCGAUGGAAUCUCCAAUAUCAUGUCCAUCGGCAGCGAUGGUCCUGCGUCGCUCCCACGCGGCGGACUCAACGGCGAGGUGUUCAAUAUGAUGCUCAACGGAAGCACCCUCUUCAUUGGUGGCAUCUUCACAAACACUGCGCAAGACCAGACUGAGGGAUUGAACAACGUCGGGUCCUUCUCCAUCGACAGCAACGAGUGGGCACCUUUGGGCGCCGGUGUGAACGGCGGUGUCUUCAGCAUUGUCCCCCUCGUCAUGAAUAUGACUGCCGACGACCGUAGGGACACAUUGGCCAUCAGCGGCAACUUCACUUCUGUCAACGGUUUUGGCGACAAUGCUGCAUUUGAUGCCGCGGGCUUCGCAAUCUGGGUGCCUAGCGAGAACAACUGGCUACAGAACAUUCCCGGCACUAACAGCGCACUCAAUGGCCAGCUCACCGCUUACACCACCGUACCCGGCAUGGAUCCCGUCUACGCAGGAAAGAUCGAUUCUCAAGGUCUUGACAUCAACGACGUUGUUGAGCUCGUGGGCUCUGGCACACCAGAACUGCAGUCGCUUAAUAUUCGACUCUCGGCCAAUACUGCAGCUAGUUCAAGUGGCACGCAGAAGAGAGAUCUCACCGACGGUCAGUCUGGCAGCAACUACACGGGCGUGUAUGAUGGUGUCUUCUACAACAAGAACAAUCUCAACAUCACCAUUCUGGGAGGAAGCUUCAGCACGACCGCAAGCAACGGCAGCACGAUCGAGAAUCUUGCUUUCAUCAACAACACUGACAGUGACCGAGAAUCUGUCAGCGGCGUGUCUGGUCUCACCUCCGACUCGAUCUUCAUCGCCAUGGACACGUAUCAGACAGCGCUCUGGGCUGGUGGUGCCGUGAACGGUACUGUCAACGGCAACCCUGCUACAGGUCUCGUAGUCUACGACCUCUCUGCAAACCGAUUCGCAGCUCCUCACCCGCCAGCUCUCGGCGGAGAAAAUGUCGUCGUGCACUCCAUCGCUGCUCAACCUGAGGGAGAGGAUGUCUACGUUGGUGGCGACUAUGCGACUGCAGGCUCACUUCCUUGCGGACCAUUGUGCUUUUACGACACCAGAGCUCUGCAAUGGCAGAGCACUGGAUCCGGACUUGAGGGCGUCAUCUACACCAUGGUGUGGACCUCCAACACCAAACUCAUGAUCGCUGGAAACCUGACUGUCAAUGGCAACGAGACUACAAUGGCCACUUAUGAUGCCAAGGAGCAGACUUUCACCGAACUCGAGGGAGCAUCCAGCUUGCCAGGACCUGUCACUGCCAUCUCUGCCGUCAAUGGGGACUACAGCCAGUUCUGGGUCAGUGGCAUGUCUACCAACAACCAAUCUGUGUUCUUGACCAAGUACAAGGAUGGCACGUGGACUGCCGCUUCCGGUCUUGGUGAAUCUACCUCUAUCCGAAAGCUGCAAAUCAUGCCACUCACUUCAGACCACGACUUGAGCGAUAUGGUGGCCACUGACCAAGUGCUCAUGAUUCUCGGCAACAUCAACAUCCCCGAUCAAGGCAACGCCAGUGCUGUGCUGUUCAACGGCACCGUGUAUGAACCAUACAUCCUGACCAACAUGGAAGAUGGUAGCCAAGGCAGCUUGUCAGCCAUCUUCGUCCAGAACCCCAACAACUUUGUCAACAACAAGAGCUCUGGCCUUGAUGUUGGCAUCAUUGUUGCCAUUGGUCUCGCCAUCGCCCUGGCAAUCACUGGUCUGAUCAUCCUUCUUGGCCUCCUACUCGAACGACGAAGACGACGUAUUGAAGGUUACGUUCCCAUUACGGCCGACAAAAGCGCGAAUGUGAAUCGGCUUCCUCCCGAACAGCUCUUCUCGAAGCUUGAAGGAGGAGGGCAUUCUCCGCCGAAGAUUUAGAAGUUCUUUUGUUGCUUGACGCGUUGUUGCACUGCUGCAGAACAACGACAGCUUUCCGCCGCUGCUGAUGCGCCUCGUCCUGUACAGACACGAAGGAGACCGCGCAAGAUGCCGCCUCCGCGCCCGCCGCCGCGACCGACAUGUGGUCAGCAGCAGCAGCAGCAGCGGAAAUGAGAUGGAACAUACAACCUUUAUUACGCCCGUUACGAAACCACACACAUCGUUUCUUGUUGUUGAUAAUGACCACAAUAUCUUUUGCUCUUUCUGCAAAACAAGGACAGGUGCCCAGUCGCCCUCGAGUAUAGUCGGGAAAAAGAAGAUACCGAAUCUGAGUCAUUUUUUCUGGAGCCUGGCACAUCGCCGGCCUACCUUCAUCGUCACCCCGGUCGCUGGAUCUCCUUCGCCUCGCUCCGAGGAAGAGUUGGGGGAGGAAUAGCAGCGCAGGAGGUGAACAGGAUAGUACAGUUCGCUUUUGGUGGAGAGAGGGUCUCGUUGGAUUGGAUUUGAGUUUUUGUUUUUGCGGGUUUGCACACAUUUUCCAGAUGAUGGAGCAAGCAAGAUACCACCCCUCGCAUUGGGAAAAGAACUCUUUUUUUGUUUAGUGUGUUUUACUGUUGUUGACUGGAGUAGUUUGUUGAGAUGGGAGAUCUUGGAGAUCUGAUUUUUUCUACACUACUCUUGCUUUUCUUCGUCUCAUUUUCUGUUUUCGAGCUGUCGAUGCUUGUUGUGCGUAGGGUGUGAUGCAAGGGAGGGAGGAGAAGUGGGGAGGCAAGGAUGGAGUGGUGGAGAGGAUGAAGAUUGCUUACACGGGCGACUUACACUAUAAUAUGAUCGUGUGAAUCUGAUCCUUGGGGAGCAGGGCGAGGGAAGGAGAGGAGGGAAGAUGUAAUGUCUUUAUUGAGGGUUGGGAUGUGGGAUGGUGUAGGACAUAUGACUCGGGGACGGAAUCGAUGUUGAGGAUGGAUUGGAUGUAUGGAGCAGAUAGGAAGGCAGAUAUGCGUGGCAAUUGAGAGAUGUUGAG